AUUACAGAGUGCACCGCCAUCCAGCGCGGGAGAGCGGCGGAGGGUGUUGUGAUUGUUGGGGCUUCGGCUGCUCUCUGGAUGACAGCGGGACAGCCAUGCUGCUCCCUUCCGAUGUGGCCAGGCUAAUACUUGGUUACUUGCAGCAAGAAAAGCUGUUCUCUACGUGCAAAGCCUUCAUUACAGAGUCACCCCACCUCAAGGAAUAUGCAGAACAUCACACAGAUGAAGGGGCCAUCCCAGGAUGUCUUCUGUCCCUCUUUGGAAAAAACCUGAUAACAAUCUUGAAUGAAUACGUAACAAUGAAAGCAAAGGAGAAUGAAGCAGAUCUACCAUUCAUGAUGUCCUCUCUGUGGAAGAAAUUAGACCUCACCCUGUCUCAAAUCAGGUGCAUGCAGGAGUCUGCGGCAUUUCAAACUAAUCAGAAUGCCCGUACGAGAAAAGGGAUUAAUGAACGAGUACGUCAGAAAAUGUUGACCUCCCCUCUGGCUGUUUCAGGUUCACCGUUGUUACAUCCUGUGGCACAUCAGAUCUCUACGCCUGUACUAGCAACACAAUAUAUCCUUUGCCCUAUAAAUACCCCAGGUACUUCACAAUCAAUCAGUAGCAUGUCAGCCAAUGGGUCAUCUGCUGUGCCAAGCAGCAACCUUACCACCAGCAGCAUUGUGGUAACUACUCCGACUACUUCUGUAACUUUAACCCCAAAAAAGCUGCCAAAUACAGCCACUUCAUCUCCAAUGAGACGCAAACCAGACACUCAGAGGAGAAGAAGAAUGGCACCGAUAAGCGGCUCAGUAGCAGAAAGAGACAUGGCAGCAGACAUUGAUUCCAUUCAAGGCCUUAUUGAGGAUGACUUUCCACAACUGGUUAUAGAAAAUGCCCGGGAAAAGAUCUUGAGUAACAAAUGUCUUCAAGAGAAGUUAGCAGAAAACAUUAAUAAGAUCCUUGCAAGUGAUUCUGCUGCACAGACCUCCAAACAAGGUGAUGGCACAGCUGCUGAACAAGAUCCCUCCAUUGACGAAAUUCUCGGCCUCCAGGGAGGAGAAAUUCACAUGAGUGAAGAGGCUAUUCAGGAUAUCCUUGUUCAGACUGAACUUGACCCAGACUUUCAGGAGCUCUAUGACCUGUUUGCCUGUGUUUCAUCCAAGGCACCAAAAAGUACUGCUCGCGACCCUUCAUCUCAAAAUGUUGACGCUAAGACGAGUGCCAGUGAGAAGAGUAAAAAACUGGAUGAUGUUAAUUGCAGAGAGCGGGCUGGAAAUAAAAUGGAUGGUUGUCUAAGGGAAAGAGAGACUGAUAACUCCAUCUUAAAUGACCUGUCUGAAGCAGAGUCGUCUCUGAAAGAAAAAGCAGAUGGCAGCAGCAAUUUGCAACAAACGUGUGUAAAUGAGACCACCACUUCAGGGAGUCCCAAAGUCCAGAGACAGUCUUCUGAUUUAGUUCUCUCCAUUGAGAGUUCUGAUGACACAGUAAUGCAGAUCAGCAAGGAGUCACAUCAGACUGUAUUAGAGGCCUCCUACACACAACCGGAGGAUGUUGAAAUGGAGAUCAUUUCUCCAACAAAUGAAGGCACAGAUGAUUGCUGCUUCAUUGUAGAGGAUGUCUUACCACAGACUUUAGUAAAUCCUGAGAAAUCUGGACUAACAAAUAUGUGUUUAAGGAGCUCGGAAAAUGAGGAACUUACAAAACUGUCCACCAGUGAGGGAACAACCAAUGAGAAGCUUUCAGACAAGUCACAACAGGAGUCUAAUAAGACCGUAGCAGAUUUACAGCCAUCAACAGUUGCUCCCCAGGAUAGUGUCCUGUUUAUUUCAGCUUCGGCUCCAGCGCUGAACUGUCCUAGUGCACAAAAUGAGAAGGAUCAUCAGUCAGCUGAGACCUCAAAAAUAAGUCAUGUGAAUAAUCUUUGUCAUGAUGCAAAAGAUAAGCAAGGGAAUGAAAGUGACUCUGGAGCAGCUAUUGAAAAGGAGGCCGAAUUGCAAAAGCUUACUGUGACUAUUGCCCCUGCAGCAUGCCAUGGGCAGAACAGCCUGGGACCAGAUAUUGAGCCUUAUAGCGUUGAUAUCACUGUACCUAGUAGCAGCCAGGCAGUUAUAGAUCCCUCUACUAUUGUGACGCUCGACAUAAUUACAGAAGACCUUCCAGAAGAGUCAGAAUUACAUAAUGCAGCAACAAGCAUUCAUGAAGAAAACUAUCCAACUAUUAUUUUGUCACCUUUAGUGAAAAAUAAAGAAAUUAGGAUUGGCCCGUCACAAAAUAGUUCAUCUGGAGAUUUUGUGGAGCCUUCUGUUGUGGGAGAACAGUGUCAGCUGCUGGCUACAUCUACUGAUGGUUUAAUGAACACCAAUAAUAUUUCAAAUGGAGAUUGUACUGUCUAUGCUGUCUCUGGGACUUCUACUACCACUGAUGGCGGUGUUAUACAACUGAUGCCGACCUCAGGUUCAAGCUUUGCACCCCCCAAUAGCCUUUUUAUAAGUUCAUGUGUUGCGAGUAAUGUUACAGCCAAACAGCCCAACAUCAUGAUGAUGUCAAAUAGUUCAGCUCCUAAUAACAGUCAAAAACAAGCCGGCCUUUUCCAAACGCCUCCUCGGCCUGGCAGCGUAUACACCGUUGGACAAACCAUAUCGCCAAAACUUUCUAAAGGCUCUACAAUCAUACUCGCUUCACCUGUUCAGCCUGUGUUACAGGGUGUUAUGAGCAUGUUCCCGAUUUCAUUGGUUGGUCAGGGUGGCACCACUUUUACCACACAGCCACAUCAGAUUCUGCAUGUUCCCAUCUCUAAACCUGUGGUUCCUAAACUUCCUCUACCUCCAAAGUCUCAGAAAUCUCUACCAAAAUCUUCUGCAAACACAGGUAAACCUUUGACAAACCCGGCGGCUGAUUCCAUGAGCCGACCCUCCGGUUUAGUGCAGAGAGAAAAUGAGGAGAAGAAUUCCACCUCUGUGAUUGAGCAGAAACCUGAUGAAAGAGCCUUACCAGAGACACUAAAUGCUGUGUCCAAAUCUGUGGAAGCUCAUAGAAGAGUGCUUUGCUUUGAUGGGACUUCAAUGCCACUUACCUCUAAUUCUUCAUCCACAUUAAUUGCAAAAAGUCAAAAAGACAAGGAUGACACUAUACAAAUUGAUUUGACCUCCACAGAAGCGGUGUCUUCUAAACUCAACUUUUCCAAAGAAACUAGGAAAACAGAAAGUUCAACUUCUUCAAUAGGGAAGAGUUCCAAAGUGGAUAUGACAGCGGUACAGGCAAAAGAUCAAUCUGUAGAAAAGAGGCCCACAAAUUUAGGCGAUGGGUAUGGUGUCAACAAGGAGAACGUGUUGCAGGUAAGAACACAAAUUCACUCAGCAGGCCUAAUAGAGAAAAAAGCUUCGGGUCAAGAUAAUAUACGCACAGAGAAAAACGGAAAACCUCAGGAACCUAUUAGAAAACAGACUUCACUGCCUAACAUUCUGAGGAGGACACCCCAAAAAAAGUCCUCUAUAGAUAGAGUCUGUUCCACCAGCCCUCUAGCAAAACAGGCUAGUCAGCUCUUGCAAGACAUGCAGUUUCAUAGUCCAAACACAAAGCCACGGUCCACUGGAGAUGUACCACGAACACCAGGAUCAGGAUUGGAGGAUAAGUUAGCAGAUAACAAUUCUGACCACACACGUACUCCCACGUGCCGGAAUUACAAUGAGGAUGGAGGGACACCCAAACCUAUGAUGCCUCCUGCAACGCCAGACCUGCCCACAUGCAGUCCUGCAAGCGAAGCUGGUAGUGAGAAUAGUGUCAAUAUGGCCGCCCACACACUAAUGAUUCUGUCUCGGGCCUCUAUUGCAAAGGCUAGCAGUAGCACACCACUGAAGGACAACACCCAUCAGUCAAAACCAUCCAAAAGUACCGCAAAGAAAAGACGGCUUGAGGAUUCUGAUGAAUAUGAACGGCGGUCACAUAGAAAAGAGCUGCUGAGCCCCUCAAGUUUGCAAAAAAAGAAAAAAAUGAAGAAGCAUCGGAAGAAGAGCUCAGACAAUUUCCCAGCUGGAAUGGAUGUUGAAAAAUUCUUAAUGUCCCUUCAUUACGACGAGUAGUUUGGACUCUGACAUCUACCUGCACAAAGUACCUUAUAGAAGCAGUCUUGCUAAAUAUAUAAUAUGUAUAGAUAUGUAUGUAAAUAGACCUGUGACCUCUAUGGGGUCAUGUGUUUUGUAAUAUGUAAAAUGAAGGCACUUGCUUUGUUGCUGCCAUGUUUGAUUGAGUUGUAUAUAUUGUAUACAUGUGACGACAAGCAGAUAAUAAACAUAGAAG
This is a messenger RNA of Nanorana parkeri, 4278 nucleotides long. RefSeq names its product protein NPAT. Lineage: Eukaryota; Metazoa; Chordata; Amphibia; Anura; Dicroglossidae. Gene Ontology annotation, molecular function: transcription coregulator activity; protein binding. Bases 96 to 4061 code for a protein of 1321 amino acids. Gene Ontology annotation, cellular component: nucleus. The transcript has 18 exons. The record is from RefSeq and is a predicted model, not a curated record.